Alternaria rosae is the source of this 1528-nucleotide messenger RNA. RefSeq names its product PLC-like phosphodiesterase. The transcript has a single exon. Gene Ontology annotation, biological process: lipid metabolic process. Bases 213 to 1292 code for a protein of 359 amino acids. The record is from RefSeq and is a predicted model, not a curated record. Gene Ontology annotation, molecular function: phosphoric diester hydrolase activity. Lineage: Eukaryota; Fungi; Ascomycota; Dothideomycetes; Pleosporales; Pleosporaceae.
UGCUUUUUACAACGGUUUUCUACAUUGAACGAUAUUGUUCUUUCACAUUGUUUGGGAGUAUCUGAUUGACGGCUUGAUCUUUCCCUGUAUACGACUUACGACUUCCGUUUGAAGACCGUAACGACCAACGGCUACUAAGCCUAUCGUACGAAGAAAGAGACCAUCCUACACACAACUCACACAACUCACACAACUCACACAACUCACACAACAUGUUCUCAAGAAGCACACUACUCCAAGCUGCGGCUCUCAUACCCUUACUCUAUACACCCGCCUCUGCACAAAAUGCCUGCAAUAACUCGCCCGAUCUAUGCACGCGGCCAUACAACAAUAUCACCUACCUAGGCGCACACAACUCACCCUUCCUCCGCAACAAAGAGACAUCCUUCUCCACAUCCGGAAACCACUACUACAACACAACAAUCCAACUCGACGCCGGCGUGCGCCUCCUCACAGGCCAAGUCCACAAAUCCAACGACAGCGGUAACGCAGCCUGGCACCUCUGCCACAGCAGCUGCGACCUGCUCGACGCCGGCACCCUAGAAAGUUGGCUCGGCGAGAUAAAAACGUGGAUGGACGCCAACACAAACGACGUCGUAACGCUCAUUCUCGUAAACUCGGACAACGCCUCGCCCUCCGACCUCGGCGGUGUCUUCUCCUCCUCGGGCCUCGACAAGCUCGCCUACAGCCCGCCAGACCAAACCACCGUACCACAAACAUGGCCUACGCUCGACACGCUCAUCGGCAAUAACACGCGCCUCAUGUCCUUCGUCGCCAGCCUGGAUGAGCCCUCAGCGGAAUUUCCAUACCUUAUGGACCAGUUCACCUAUGUGUUCGAAAACGACUUUGAAAACAUCUCCCCCUCGAACUACUCCUGCAACCCGUCUCGUCCCUCAGCCGUCGCUGGAAACCCUUCCACAGCCCUCGAAUCCGGUCGCAUGUUCCUGCAAAACCACUUCUUGUACGAGACACAGUUGUUUGGUAUUCAGUCGCCCAACGAGACGUAUGCGAAUGUAACGAAUGCGGAAACGGGCUUUGGCAGCUUGGGUGAGGCGGUGCAGGAAUGCACGACUGUUUAUGGAAAGCCUGCGAGCUUUGUCAUGGUAGAUUUCUUCAACGUGGGACCUGCGAUUGCGAGUGUAGAUCGUGCGAAUGGUGUCUCCGGUGCGCAGGGGAGGAAGCAACUGAGUACAGAGCCGCUGGUGCAGAGCACGGGUGCUGGUGUUAAGGAGAGUGGAAGUCUACUGGCUGUCGUCUUGGCGGUCGGUGUUGCUGUCCUGUUCGGAGCGUAAAGUUGGGAUUAGAAGUACGGCAUCUUGGAUUACCUGCAUGGCGACGGCGUUUUGGUCUUUGGAUCCUGAGCUUUGACUCGGAUAUGGGUUAUACUGGGUGGCAUGGUUUUGACAUCGUUCUGGGACAGAACGAUUGAGGCGGCGCUUAUCACACUUUGCUACGUCUGGAUAUGUGGUUUAAGUAGAGAUAGAUAUGAUCUUACGAUUGAAUACGAUUCAUCAACCUAGUUACACAA